AUGGCAAACAAACCUUCCGGUACCGACAAGGGCACUUUGGCUAGCCUUGAUGAGGCCAGCCAGAACCCACCAACGGGCUCAGUUGCCAUAAACCGUUUCCAAGCAGAGGGUAUUGACGAAAGCCCAUGGAACCCGGUGCGUGUUGUUAUGGCAUCGGAGUUGUCCAAGGCCGAUGAUGCGAAGACAACAAAUAAGACGGCAACAAAGUGUGCUGAUGGCUCAACUGCGGCCACCCAAGGGUCGGCUCCCAAGUCUUGA
Molecule: messenger RNA, 258 nt
Organism: Clonostachys rhizophaga
Lineage: Eukaryota; Fungi; Ascomycota; Sordariomycetes; Hypocreales; Bionectriaceae
Source: the annotation of a GenBank genome assembly